Molecule: messenger RNA, 2571 nt
Organism: Sinocyclocheilus anshuiensis
Lineage: Eukaryota; Metazoa; Chordata; Actinopteri; Cypriniformes; Cyprinidae
Product: leucine-rich repeat-containing protein 53-like
Cellular component (GO): plasma membrane
Molecular function (GO): protein binding
Source: RefSeq, a predicted model, not a curated record
AUGAGAAGUGUCUGCCUUCUACUAAUGGUGACAAUCACUCAAGUUCAGCUGUCGUUGCUCUGCCCUUCUUCUUGUGUGGUGUGUUCUGAAGAUGUCAUCAUCUGUAAUAAACUCUUAAACAUAAUUGAUGCUCCAGGCUCUACUAAAGUUUUGAUGCUUACUGAUGGACUCAUUGAUUCUGUGGACAACAUGGUCCUCUCUGAAUUAUCCAACAUGAGUGUUCUGGCACUCAGCAACAACGCCAUUUCCAGCAUCAUGGAAAAUGCCUUUCAGAACCUCUCUUUUCUAACGACACUAUCUCUGGACCACAACCGCAUCUCCAGCCAAUCCCUGGACAGCUCUACGUUCUCCUGGCUCCACAGACUGGAGACUCUCCAGCUUGGUAACAACAAUCUGAAUGACAUUGACAGCUCCUGGUUCCAAAGCUCUUUAAAAACGCUUCAACUAGAGGGGAACCUCCUCACCGGCUUGAACUCCACCACCUUUGCCCAUGCUGACCUGAGGAACCUGGAAACAUUGGACUUGUCCAACAACCUCAUUGUGUACUUAGGACGUGAUAGCUUCAGAGGGCUUCCUCAUCUCUGCAGGCUUGAUCUGUCCCGCAAUCAUCUACGCAGUGGUCCGGAUGCGUUCUCCUAUCUGUCUUGGCUCUCAGUGCUGAACCUUGAUUUGAACCGUUGGAGCUGUACGUGUGAGUUGAGAGAGCUGGCCUCAUUUCUCAAAAGUUACAUUCAGGCUCCUGAAAAAGUCUUGUACAAUGGGCAGAGGAUGGUGUGUGUGAAUGCAGAUAACGCAGCUGUGCAGGCUGUGCUGGAGUUGACUGAUGCUAACUGUGCCCCACCAAACAGGAAUUUAACAGUGGAGGUUGUGGCUAAAAGUAAUAACACUUUUCAGCAAUAUAUUAGAAAUGUUGCUAUUGCCAUUGUAUUUUCAUUUUUGGGUGGUGUUGGGAUCACCCUGGGAAUGAUUGCCAUUGCAUACCACAAACUCAGUAAGAAAUUUGAACUGGUGCAGGAGGAAAAUAGAGUUGGGGAAAGGAAAACAUCCAGCCUGGAGUCAACCCAGUGUAAUUUCUGUGAAGGCAAGGACACUCUGUCUACAAGUCAUGCACUGUACAACAGCAACUACAAAUCCCAUCAGCCUUGGGAAGAAGACUCUCCUUAUCUAGGAUCAGACACGCUGGACAAUCAUUUCACCUGCCACAAGUGUAGCUCUACAGCACUUGCUGUAGAAAAGCACAAAAGAGAGAGUGUCCUGCAGAAAGCCAAUCAUGUAGGUGAACAGCUGGCUAAUCGCCAACAUGAAGGAAAUUACCAACAUUCUGUGUUGCAAUAAAAGAUCAAAGACACAAGUGGACAAAGACAUAAUGUGAGCGGGGCAGGCAUUCCAAACAUCUAUCUGGGCAGUCAAGGUACUUCUGUCAGAAUACGGCAGCAGGCCCUCAGUAAUCAUUUCUCAGCCCUCCAGAGUGGCACGUUCAGACCCCCAGACCAAAUCCACAAUGCAAUAACUCAAGGAAAUCAUUCACUGUUAAAACGCCAGGCUGAGGAUGUUGGUGCUCAACCGAUUUACCAAACCAUCAGCUGUCUGCACUGUCAUCAGACUUAUGCAUACAGACAAGCUGGGAGUAAUAACCAGAACUUUCCAUUUACAAAUCACUCACAGAACACAGUUCAAAAUGGAGUAAAAAUGUACAAUGCCAUGCUAUACAGAGACAUCUUGGGUUAUGACAAGUCAAACGCUGGGAGACAUGGUGAGAGUCAAGUUAGUGAGCUGGGCUUUAAGUUAGCUUCUCAAAGAAGCGUUACUUUUGAUCUAGCCGAGACGGAGGAACAUGUCCUCACCACAACGGCUGACAGACACAAAAAGGAAAGCAGGAUGAAAGAAUCUAAAACAUCUGCACAGAAAAGCCCCCAAAAGCUGGGUAAGACUAAACCCCAGAAAACCAGAGGACAAGCAAAUAAGACACUGAAAGUUAAAUUAAAUUUAAACCCCCUUCGAAAAAGCAGAGUACAUCCAAAGUCCAUUGACGAAAGAGAUAUUGUAGAAGACAAGAUUGAGGAAGAGGAAACCGAUACCUUGCAAGGCACCUCUAAGUCGAAACGUGCUAAAAAAGGAAACAAGGAAUCAAAGUCCAUGUCUAAGGAUACAGAUGCUGUCACUAAAGAAAAAGGUCAAAAUUAUAUUUCUGUUCAAGGAGAAACUCUGUUAGACACUGCCUUCAACAGUAGAUCUGAAACUCAAAUGCCAUCAACACUCCCACUAAUGCUCAGCUUAGCUCUUCCAGAUGAUCACAACCGUCUAACAGCUCCAUCACACCCUGACGUUCUGGAUGCCAGUGACACUCAGCAGCUAUUCAAUCCAAAUAUUGCACUUCCUGUGAGCGAAUCCGCUGCUCCACAAGAUGUGGUGGAUCAGUCCAGCAGUUCAGACCUGAUGAGCUCUGCUGCACCUGUCAUCCAAGAAUAUGUAUCUUCAACUGAGGGCUCACCAAAGAGGAAGUUAAGACUUAUUUUACCUGAAAAUACAACCAACAGGCCACAAACAGCACUUAAUAAGAAAAUCCGAUAA